UUUAGGAAUUUAAGUUUUGUUUGGUUGGUGAAUCUGGCGUGAGAAGUCUUGGAAGCUACACAUUGUUCAGUGAGUGAGCGGUAUUUGUCACAAAGGAUAAAAGGAAGGUUUUUAGUGGAAUAAUAGUAAUGGCUGAAGGAAAAAGUCCGGACGAUCUGGCAACAGCAAUUCUGCGCAAGAAGGAUCGUCCAAACAGACUUAUUGUGGAGGAAGCUGUUAAUGAUGACAAUUCUGUGGUUGCCUUAUCACAGCACAAGAUGGAUGAGCUGCAGCUGUUCCGGGGCGACACUGUGCUGCUAAAAGGCAAGCGUAGGAAGGAGACUGUGUGCAUCGUGCUGUCUGACGACACGUGCCCGGACGAGAAGAUCCGCAUGAACCGCGUGGUGAGGAACAACCUGAGAGUUCGCCUCUCGGACAUAGUUUCCGUGCAGCCUUGCCCCGACGUCAAGUACGGCAAGAGGAUACACGUUUUGCCGAUCGACGACACAGUUGAAGGUCUCACAGGGAAUCUAUUUGAAGUUUAUUUGAAGCCGUACUUUUUGGAAGCAUAUCGCCCCAUUCACAAGGACGAUGCAUUUGUUGUGCGUGGUGGAAUGCGUGCUGUGGAGUUCAAGGUUGUCGAGACUGACCCUUCACCAUAUUGUAUUGUAGCACCAGACACAGUCAUCCACUGUGAGGGUGACCCCAUAAAGAGAGAGGAAGAGGAGGAAGCCCUCAAUGCAGUUGGGUACGAUGACAUUGGUGGUUGCCGCAAGCAGCUUGCCCAGAUUAAGGAGAUGGUAGAGUUGCCUUUACGUCAUCCUAGUCUUUUCAAGGCCAUCGGAGUGAAACCUCCGCGUGGAAUACUUCUUUACGGCCCGCCAGGCACUGGCAAAACUCUGAUAGCUCGUGCUGUUGCAAACGAGACUGGUGCCUUCUUCUUCCUCAUAAACGGCCCGGAAAUCAUGAGCAAGUUAGCUGGUGAGUCUGAGAGUAACUUGCGUAAAGCUUUCGAAGAAGCGGACAAGAAUGCACCCGCUAUCAUAUUCAUUGAUGAGCUUGAUGCAAUCGCACCGAAGCGAGAAAAGACACAUGGUGAGGUGGAGCGCAGAAUUGUGUCUCAGCUUCUGACUCUUAUGGAUGGGCUGAAACAAAGCUCUCACGUGAUCGUUAUGGCUGCAACCAACAGGCCAAACUCCAUUGAUGGCGCACUGAGGCGUUUUGGUCGUUUUGACCGUGAGAUCGAUAUUGGUAUCCCAGAUGCGACUGGCAGGCUAGAAAUUCUGCGCAUCCAUACCAAGAACAUGAAAUUGGCAGAUGACGUGGAUUUGGAACAGAUCGCAGCGGAGACGCACGGCCACGUGGGGGCCGACUUGGCCUCGCUGUGCUCGGAGUCCGCCCUGCAGCAGAUCAGGGAGAAGAUGGACCUCAUUGACCUGGAGGACGACCAGAUAGACGCCGAGGUGCUCAGCUCGCUUGCCGUCACCAUGGAGAACUUCAGGUACGCCAUGAGCAAGAGCAGCCCCAGUGCCCUGCGCGAGACGGUCGUGGAGGUGCCCAACGUCACCUGGGACGACAUCGGCGGACUUGAGAACGUCAAGCGGGAGCUGCAAGAGCUGGUGCAGUACCCGGUGCAACACCCGGACAAGUUCCUGAAGUUCGGCAUGCAGCCGUCGCGAGGAGUGCUGUUCUACGGGCCCCCGGGCUGCGGCAAGACGCUGCUGGCGAAGGCCAUCGCCAACGAGUGCCAGGCCAACUUCAUCUCGGUGAAGGGCCCGGAGCUGCUGACCAUGUGGUUCGGCGAGUCGGAGGCCAACGUGCGGGACAUGUUCGACAAGGCCCGGGCGGCUGCCCCCUGCGUGCUCUUCUUCGACGAGCUUGACUCCAUAGCUAAGUCGCGGGGCGGCAACGUGGGGGACGCAGGCGGGGCCGCGGACCGGGUCAUUAACCAGAUCCUCACGGAGAUGGAUGGCAUGGGCGCCAAGAAGAACGUGUUCAUCAUCGGUGCCACCAACCGGCCCGACAUCAUCGACCCGGCCAUCCUGCGUCCCGGCCGCCUGGACCAGCUCAUCUACAUUCCUCUGCCGGACGAGAAGUCCAGGGAAGCCAUCCUGCAGUCCACCUUGCGCAAGUCUCCCAUUUCUAAGGACGUGGACUUGAGUUACAUAGCGAAGGUGACCCAUGGCUAUUCAGGUGCUGACCUGACUGAAAUUUGCCAGCGUGCUUGCAAGAUGGCCAUUAGGCAAAGCAUUGAGGGAGAGAUACGACGCGAAAGGGAACGAGCUAACAACCAGAAUGUGGCAAUGGAUAUGGAUGAGGAUGACCUUGUCCCAGAAAUUACUCGGGCACAUUUUGAAGAGGCUAUGAGAUUUGCCCGUCGUUCAGUGUCAGACAACGAUAUUCGUAAAUAUGAAAUGUUUGCCCAAACACUUCAGCAGUCAAGGGGUUUUGGUACAAACUUCAGAUUCCCAACAGCGAACUCCAGUAACCCGACGCAAGGAGGCACCGGCGGAGACCAGGGCAACUUCCAAGAUGACGGAGACGACGAUCUCUACAGCUAAGUCGUGGUUGAUCACAAGUGCGCCUGUUGUAAUGAGUGAAUUGUGUGACACAUGCUCCACCUCGAACUGUAUCACCAUUUACAUGUAUAUCAUAACUUUUAUUGUAUUAUUAAAUUAAAUUGAACUUGUGUUUAGUGUGAGCAGCAAAAGACCAACCAUUCAGUCCAAGCAGGGCUGAAAGUGUGCUUCAGAAACCGAAAUAAUAGGCUAGUGAAAGUAUGAUUUAGCACCACCUACGUAGUAUUUAACACGCAAUGAUUGUGUUUUGUUGCGGGGCUCACAUUUUGGCUGCAUGGUUCUUUUAAAUUUGGUCGUAACAGAUGCGUACGAAACUGUUGGUGUUAAAUAUUUUGCCUGGAUAUUUGGUUGGUCUGCCUUUAAUGUAUUGUACUCUUUCGAAAUAAAUUUACAGAAAAUCACAAA
Messenger RNA from Bacillus rossius redtenbacheri, 2963 nucleotides. It is a transcript of the gene TER94, whose product is annotated as transitional endoplasmic reticulum ATPase TER94. Gene Ontology annotation, cellular component: nucleus; VCP-NPL4-UFD1 AAA ATPase complex; cytosol. NCBI's taxonomy places the organism in Eukaryota, Metazoa, Arthropoda, Insecta, Phasmatodea, Bacillidae. Gene Ontology annotation, molecular function: ATP binding; ATP hydrolysis activity; polyubiquitin modification-dependent protein binding. The transcript is spliced from 13 exons. Gene Ontology annotation, biological process: autophagosome maturation; mitotic spindle disassembly; retrograde protein transport, ER to cytosol. Bases 129 to 2540 code for a protein of 803 amino acids. The record is from RefSeq and is a predicted model, not a curated record.